AGUAGUUGCAAACAGCUCUACAGAAACGUAUCAACCCUCUACCCUCUAUCUCAAAACAAAUGCAGUGCGCUACAUUGCAAACAGUCGUCUAUUCUCGCGGUAUUUAAUCCCAAGUUGUUUUGUCUCCACACGACACAACACAAAGAACCUUUGUGAAAUCCACUGUACAAUAUUGACGAAUAUAAUCAAGAGCGGUAAUUAAAAGACUCACCGCGGCAAUUGCGACAAAAGUAAUGUCUCGCUACCAAAGACAUGUCGUGCGACGUCUAGCAUGGUAAAUAAAAUAAUACAUCAAUAAAAUGCACAAAGAAGAAGUGGGUAUUUGAGAGAAGUACGAUUAAUCGUUCAAAAUUCGCAAAUAAUUGUAUAUUCUGUUGUGCAAACAUCUACUGACAGGAAGCAGCAGAUACGAGGACGGAGCCGCGUACGUGAAAAAGGACUAAAUGCAAAUGCAAAGUUUCAAACAUUCUCCUUGUCUCGUCCGCGCUCUUGCUUCUUCUUUUGCGAAACGACUCAAAGUGUAAAAAAGGGGAGAAAAAGCUGUCCAGAUGGACUUCGAGAGUGCGAAUCCUUUCAAUGUUCGAGUGAACAAGAUCUCGGGAAACUUGUUACCGAUGACCGCCGAUGGAUCAUCGUUUCCAAUACUUUGGAAGAUUUACAGCUGCUUGAUAUGGCUACUGGAGUUGACACAAAUGAUCAUAUUAAUUCCAGGAUGCAUGCUCGUACCAAAAGAAAAAGCUCUAAAGGACGGCUUGAUCGGUGUCGCAGUCACCCUGGAAGUGGCCUUUGUGGUCGCACGAAUCCACAUGCGUAGAGGAUUGGUGCAACGAAUGAUCCAAAAGUUGAACGAGAUUCUGUGCUUGGACGAUGAGAUGAUGCGAUAUAUUGUAACGACAAACCUAAGAUCAAUGGAGAUCCCGUUGAAGAUUUAUUGGUCGGCUGGCAUAAUGUCCGUAGUAUUGUGGAGCGGGACAUCGCUUUUAAUGAUCUUCAAGAGAAAUUCCUUUUCUUACGUGGAUUACAGAAUGCCAAUCAGCUACGGUAAAGAACCAAUAUCCACUGGCACUUUCGUGAUAGGUAGUCUCAUCAUCAUGUUCAGCAACAUGUUAAUAUUCACGAAGAAGGUUGCCGUGGACAGCUACACAAUACAUCUCACGCUAUUGAUAACCUCACAGUAUCGUUACAUAGCAUCGAAGCUCUCGGUAAUAUUUCGAGAUAAGGCUUCGCGAAAUGAUAGCAACGAUUCCACUGGCAAUAAAAAUUAUUCGACGAGCGAUCUAUCUGCGAAAAAGGAGAUUAAAGCGGUGUGUCGACAUCACAAUGCUAUCGUUCAUGUAAUGUCCAUGCUAAAAGAACUACUGUCUUUAAACUUUAAUUUCUUAUAUGUCAACAGCGUUUUUCGAUUCUGCUUUAUCGGUAUAAUGGUUCUGGCAAUACCGUCGACAAAUCUAUUAGAGGGAUAUUUGAUUCUCACGUACGCGAGCGGUGGAGUAGUAGAACUCUAUAUACUGUGCUCUUGCGUGCAACAGUUGUUAGAUGCGGCCGCUGAAAUAACGAACAAAGCGUUCCACCAGGAAUGGUAUUUGCACGAAUCAUCUGUAAAACGUACAUUUAUGUCGCUGAUAAUGGCAAAUAAGUUGGACUGCAAACUCGCCACAUUCGAGAAAUUCAAUUUAUCUUUACCCUCAUUAAUGUCGAUUCUAAAUCAGUCCUAUUCAGUAGCUCUACUGAUUUUAAGGACUAAUUGAAAAGUGACGAUAGGAAGAGUUGUUCGUUCAGUUGUAUAUCCUGUCAUGUCAAAAAAUUUAUAACUAACAGGAUAUCACAAGACAUAAUGAAAGGAGAAAAUGAUGACUAGUUUUCCAAAACGAAAAUGAAAUUAUUAAACGAUUUAGAUUUUUCAUUAUCCGACGUACCUUGCAGCAGAGAUGAAUUGAGAUUGAAACUAAUUUUCUGUAACACAUGUUGAACUGUACCCUUUUAUCUUUCAUUUCUCAUAAAUAUACGACGAUUGUGGUUAA
Molecule: messenger RNA, 2021 nt
Organism: Harpegnathos saltator (Jerdon's jumping ant)
Lineage: Eukaryota; Metazoa; Arthropoda; Insecta; Hymenoptera; Formicidae
Product: odorant receptor 22c
Exons: 5
Coding region: 549-1748 (399 amino acids)
Biological process (GO): sensory perception of smell; detection of chemical stimulus involved in sensory perception of smell
Cellular component (GO): plasma membrane
Molecular function (GO): olfactory receptor activity; odorant binding
Source: RefSeq, a predicted model, not a curated record